Carassius gibelio (silver crucian carp) is the source of this 3730-nucleotide messenger RNA. RefSeq names its product interleukin-17 receptor C. Bases 845 to 3028 code for a protein of 727 amino acids. The record is from RefSeq and is a predicted model, not a curated record. Gene Ontology annotation, molecular function: interleukin-17 receptor activity. NCBI's taxonomy places the organism in Eukaryota, Metazoa, Chordata, Actinopteri, Cypriniformes, Cyprinidae. The transcript is spliced from 16 exons.
GAAACCAAUACUAUCCUAGUAGCAGUUUGUAUUUUGAAAUCCAGUAAUGCAAUAUAAUUAUGAAGAGGCCUUGAAAGUAUUGAAAGAGUAGUCUCAGUUAAAAAUAAAUGAGGGUCAAUGACAGAUAAGCAUUUCUGAGAUGCUAAGAAAUGAAAAUAUUUUCAAAAUGUAGUUUAAAACACAUGUACUAAGUUUAAACUAUAUAUAAGAAAAUAAAUUGAAUGUCUAAUUUUUGAGCUGUAUAAAUAUCAAGUAACAAGUGCUAAACCAGUAAACAAAAACUUGUGGUGCAUUCAAGUCCUCUUGGGAAGUUCGUAUUACGACGUCAGGAGAGUUCCACUGGUCUGAACAAGAUGGCGAUUUGACUUUUCUAGAUAAAAUUCAAUGAUUUUGGCUACUUCUUCCAUAUGACGAGCUGUCGGAAAUCCAGGCAUUCCAAGGCAGCGCAGUAAACAGAACUCCUGUACUCCCACGUUAUCUGGUAAUCUGACAUUCACACAGACACACCUGAGCACACUGAAACCAGGUGACUUCACAGCGAACACACAUCUCAGACGCUCUAUACCGAUAGGGUUUGAAUCGCGAGAUAAUACAUCAACAACCGUUUUCUAUCUCCUUCCAGACAACCUGGACAUUAUGCUUUGUGACUGCGCGCUGCUCGGCGACUUUCGAGCACCGGACGGUGGAUUUGGACUGUGUGUCCGAGCCGAUCAGAACUAUGGUCGCCUUGGGUUCUCCUAAAGCCUCACAGAGACGGCAUCGCUGAGGAUACAACCUUAAGGAUUUUGUUCUUAACCAGUUUCGAUUAAUUCUCUCUUGGAUACUGGAGCGAAACUGUUGCGCAAUGAAGUUGACGGGGUGGAUAGUCCAGCUGCUCCUAUUGGCCGGCGGAAGUGUGUGUUCACUGCAACGAGUCACACACAACCCAGAAAACAACGUCAUCUGCCCUCAGUCUCUUAACUGCAGUGUGAGAGAUACAGACCCUUUCACACCUCUUGAUGUGGUCUUUGGUCCUGUGUUCGUGUGUUCUUUGGCUGUGAAGCCAAAAUUGUGCUGCCAAGGGGAGGACUGCAAACCGUGUUUGUGGAUCAGCAUCCAGCUGAGUAUUAUUCCAGCUCUCAAAGAUGAGAAGGAGGGAGAUACUGAGAUAUCAGACUAUGAAGAGGAGAGCAGUGGGGACUGGGAUUCACGAUGUCUUUCCAUACCAGAUGACACAUCCAAAGGUCAAAGUAAAGAAUACUCUCUCUUUGAAGACCGGCUAGAUCAAGGUAGACCAGCUACUAUUACAAUAUGCUAUCAACCAGCAGAAGGGCAGCGUGAGUGGUGCAAGAGAGUAGACUUCAAAGUGACUUCCGCUGCAAGUCGUAAACUUCUCAUACUGAAUCUGGUGGAGUAUAAAGAUGUCACCUUCGGCAGAACAAUGAAGAUCAGUGUCGGAUCAUUCACUAAGUCACAUGAAGUUGAAAUUAAUCAGUUCCCUACAUUAAAAACAGUGUGUUCCUUGCGAAGUCUAAAAGACAUAAAGCUGUGUAAAGGUCCCAGGGUCUCCAUUAAAAGAGAGGAGAGAGUGGUUAAGGUGCUCUUAGACGAUGAAGAUGAAAGAGCAUCUGAAGGCCUGUUGCUGUGUAUGAAACGUGGAAGAGAAGGAAGAUGCUCGGUCAGUGAACUCACACUUUAUGUCCAUAUAACACCCAGCCUGAGGGCUCAUUACAGACAAACAGUGGACUGUACUGGACAGUUUGGGUUUUUAAUCAGCUGCGGUAACUUACCAUACCUUUUCUUCUCUCAGCUUAUGCCAGAUAACAUCAUUCCACUGGAGUCAAUCACAUACUGCAUGUGUUUGCAGGCAUGGAGAAAUAAUUCAGUUCGUGUGGAAAUCUGUCCCUUUGAAAAAAAUGAAACAGAAUUUAAAGCCAAUGUCCUGAGCAACAUGUCAGUGUCUUUAGCCCACAUCAAAUCAAAUGUUGGUGAGCCGGUGCUUAGCUGGAAUUUAACAGCGCCCUGCAGGAUAAGAGCUGAAGCGUGGCCGUGUCAGCUCGAGGCAGAUGGGACAUGCACAGAAGUUAAAGGAUUCAGACAGAACUGCUGUAAUGAUUGGACAGAAAACAGCACAGCCCUAUGGGCAUCCGGGAAAUUUGUGAAUAUCAGGUCUCAGAAUCACAAGCAGCUCUGCCUGAUGCUUGAAGUGGAUGGAAAGAUUGUGCGGUACUGUCAACACCCCUUGAAGCGACAGUACUGGAGCCUUCUUGUUCUUCUGCCACUGAUCCUUCUCUGUCUGACUACCUUUGGAGUACUUCUUCUCAAAUGGUCGCUUAGCGAAUGGGACAGAAGAUGUCAUUCUCAAGAUAUGAGGGGACAGGUGUUGUUGCUCCAUUCCUCUGCCACAGACCCACAGUUGGUGUGUAAACUUGGCCAGUUGCUCUCUGAGCUGGGUUUCAGAGUAUUUCUCGACCUGUGGAACCAAACAGAGCUCGGUUCUUGCGGCCCAGCAGCAUGGCUCCACUCUAAGCUCGAUCACAUCCAGAAACAUGGAGGAAAAGCCCUUCUGGUGCUUUCUCCAUCAACACUGCAGAGAGCCGAGCUGUACUGGAAAAUUGCAGUGGAAAGACAAAGCAAUCCUGCCACAUACUCCUCAGAUAUGCUGGCUUCGGCACUGGGCUGCAUUUUUGCUGACCGUCAGAAAGGUUGUGCUGCUCAGCGGUUCGUCCUUGUGCAGUUAGACUUUGAUGAACUUCCCAUCAAUGAGGAGCAAGACAUGCCGAAGCUGUUGAGGGGCCUGCUGCUUUAUAAACUGCCCUCGCAGUCUCAGGGAUUACUUAUGGAACUGUGUUUGGAGAACCCGACUAAUGUGAGCGGGAAGUUGAAGAAGAUGUGGUGGAUGAGAAAGGCGCAGAGGAAGUUGGCCCAAGGAGUUCAGAACAUUUUGCAGAGGGUGAGGACUGAUUCCAUGCUCACUCAAUCCGAUUUACUCAGCCUAGACAUGGAAGACACGGAGGAAAUCGUUUUUCUCAAAAAAGAACAGCACUGAUGUGUCGUUUACUCCCGUCAUCACACCAAAACAUUGUUUAGACUGUCACUAUGGACAGAUUACAUGAACAAUAAAAAAAUACCAGAAGGUAAAACUGUCAAAAAAAAAUCCUUGGUGUUGCCAUGUUUUUUAUAAGAAUGCUUGGAAAUGCCAAGGAAGUUUAGAUGUGUGCCAUCUCAUCAUGAAGAACCUUGGAGUGCUAUGUGAAUAUGGUAUAAUAUAGACAUUAUUUUAUAUAUAGACACAUUUCCUGGGAUUGCUGAAGAAGGAAAUCUGCAUGUAGGACUUCCAAGUAUAAAAGAAGAAAUUCCACAGUACAGAUGCUACAGGAAGUAAAGAAAUCAAAACACUAAAUAUGCUAAUUCCCCAAAUAACAAUAUUCAUACUAUGUACAGUAUAGAGCUAAAUUUACUCCUAUAUUUUCACUGGUAUUUGGAAGGAAAUUACCCUUAUCUUUCUGUUUUCAGCAAAGCUUUUAGGGGAUGGAAAUAAUGGCAUUUGGCUAAUGUCUAUACACAAAUAUGUAAAUACUGUAUGGCUAUACAUACACGCAUACAUACAUAUAUGUGUGUGUGUGUGUGUGUGUGUAUAUAUGUAUGUAUGUAUAUAUAUGACUCUAAUAUAUUUUUUUUAAACUGAAAGUUUGUAUUAUAUGGUACAUUUGGAUUGCUCUGGUUGUACUCAAAUACAGUUUUACACUUA